AUGUCAAAGCGAAAUCUACUCCUGUGCUUCGACGCAUUCGGUACCCUCAUAAGACCUGCUAAGCCAGUCGCGCAGCAAUACGCACAAGUUGCUCGCCAAUGCGGUCUUACCGACAUCAGUAAUGAAGAGCUACAAUCAACUCUGAUAUCGACCAUCAAGCAAGAGUCCAAGAAGAAUCCUAAUUUUGGAAAUGAGACUGGUCUUGGCGCUACAAGAUGGUGGACAAAUGUCAUCCACAAUACGUUUACACCUUUAUUGAAGGACGGCCAAGCUCUUCCUCAAGACCUCGCCCCCAGACUUCUUCACCGAUUCGCUUCUAGAGAGGGAUAUGAAACUGAAGAAGGUCUCGUGGACGCUCUUAAGGGGUUAAAAAGCAACUCAUCUCGGCAUUAUGACCAACUUGUUAUUGGCGUCAUCACCAACUCAGACGAUCGUAUUCCAAGCAUUCUCUCAUCCCUUGGCCUCACCGUCAGCCCUUUACGUUACGGCACACAGUCUGACGCAAACCAGACAAAAACCAACACCUAUGAUAUUGACUUUCACUGUAUGUCUUAUGAUGUUGGUGUCGAAAAGCCAGACAAACGCAUCUUCAACGCCGCAGAAUACAUGCUCGCUCAGAUCAUCAGCGCUCGCAGCGGGAGGAGUUUAAAUGAGUCAAAGACAGAAGUGGGUACAUGGCAAAAGGUUUAUGUUGGAGAUGACUAUUCAAAAGAUGUUGUGGGAUCAACCGAUGCUGGCUGGAAUCCAGUGCUUCUCGAUCCGAAGGAUGAAUGCGAUAGUGUUGCCGAUCUCAAGCGCUGGCGAUCAAGUCCUGACGAAAAGUCUCAAAAGAAGGCAUGCAGGAUCGAAGACCAUCCUACAGAGACCAUUGAAGGGCUGUUCAAAAGCUAUGACUUUGCAACCGUCAAUUCAAUUGGUAAUCUCAUAUCGUGGCUGAAGGACAAAGCAUGA
This is a messenger RNA of Fusarium graminearum PH-1, 951 nucleotides long. RefSeq lists its product as uncharacterized. The record is from RefSeq and is a predicted model, not a curated record. The coding region runs from base 1 to 951 and encodes 316 amino acids. NCBI's taxonomy places the organism in Eukaryota, Fungi, Ascomycota, Sordariomycetes, Hypocreales, Nectriaceae. The transcript has 2 exons.